GCUGUGGGUCUUCCGUAUUUGGGGUGAAUUGUCUUAUAAAUCUUUCUUCAUAUUAUAUCAUUUUAUUUUGAUCCACACAGGCGUUAACAUCUUUGGGAGCAACAUGAGUAUUUCUUUAAUACGCAAACAUCUGAACGAGAUGGGGACCCUUAAGCUCCGAUCGUCCAUGGGUCGGAACUAUAUUCCCAUGGCCGGUCCUCCUCGAUUUCCGAUGAGUUCAGCGCAGCGUUUGAUCUUUGGUUGCGGUUCCUUGGUUGUCAUGAUGAUCAUUCCCUUCUACUGCCUCUUCAGCCUGCCCCGAUGGUCGAGGAUGCAUUUGGGACUUCCGCCGGAGGAGGACGAGCAGGCGGAGGAGCCUCCACCACAAGAGGAAAAGGACAAGGAGAAGAAAUAGAUCCCUGAUCUUACGACACGCUUUCCUUUAAACGGUGACUUCUGAAUAACACUUUCCUGGGGUUUCCAUAAAAAGAACUUGCAACUGCGUGGCGCUAUUUCUAUCAACAACGCAGCAUAUUAAAAUUGCGCCAUAUCGAUCGUUAAAAUAUAAUUGUUCAUUUUAUUGGCGCAUCAUCUUUAGUGUAUGUAGUGUGUGGUUAAAAUCCAAUCUCAUGUGCUACCCACUUUUAGUGACCAUCGUAAAAUGGCACCCUCGUCGAUAGUGAAAGUGAGGAGGCCAUGCUAAAUCAUACUAAAUCAAGCUGACUUGAUUUAGUUUACACCCCACAAAUAGAUCCGCUUUGAAGUCUGCCCACCAAUUGGGGAUCCACAGUAGCACCGCAGACAAUAAACCAUCCAUUGUCCGCGUCCAAUUAGUUGGCUUAAACACCUUUAGCCAAGAGCCAAGCGAGCAAGCUCCUGUGGAAAUGCUCCUCCGAAGCCGCAAGACCAAUUUCCUCGGCUGCCUGCCACAAAUCAAAUUGCUGGAAAACUAAACAAACCAAAAAAAUAAAGUAAAACCCCGAGAAAUACGAAAAACCCAAACAAGCCGAGGAAACCCAAAAAGCAAAGUGCCUACUUUCAUU
This is a messenger RNA of Drosophila melanogaster (fruit fly), 1022 nucleotides long. RefSeq lists its product as uncharacterized. NCBI's taxonomy places the organism in Eukaryota, Metazoa, Arthropoda, Insecta, Diptera, Drosophilidae. The transcript is spliced from 2 exons. The record is from RefSeq and is marked reviewed. The coding region runs from base 104 to 394 and encodes 96 amino acids.